Messenger RNA from Tarenaya hassleriana, 1678 nucleotides. Its product is annotated as UDP-N-acetylglucosamine--N-acetylmuramyl-(pentapeptide) pyrophosphoryl-undecaprenol N-acetylglucosamine transferase. NCBI's taxonomy places the organism in Eukaryota, Viridiplantae, Streptophyta, Magnoliopsida, Brassicales, Cleomaceae. Gene Ontology annotation, molecular function: undecaprenyldiphospho-muramoylpentapeptide beta-N-acetylglucosaminyltransferase activity. Gene Ontology annotation, biological process: carbohydrate metabolic process. Bases 160 to 1485 code for a protein of 441 amino acids. The record is from RefSeq and is a predicted model, not a curated record. The transcript is spliced from 5 exons.
AUAUUCCCCUUCUAUGAUGCAGAAGAAUCUUGCAUCUGAUUUCGAUUCCUUCGUUUUCGUUCCUCCACAGAUUUUCAAAUUCCUUAGAAAUUCAUCAAUGGCGCUUUCAUAGUUCGAAUCCGUAAACGUGUUCUUCUUCACUUCCAACUCUCCUUGAACAUGCUCUUAAACCCUUUCGUCUCUUCCACCUUCCGCAUCUCCCAUGGCGAUCGCCGUAUCUCUCUCCCUUUCCUCUCUCCGACCAGCCAGAGGGAAUUACCGUUUUACCCUUCAAGGAAACCAAGCCCAGCUUGCUGUCUCUCCGUCGAACGCCCAAAUGACCAGUCCCCCGCCGCCGCGGCAAACGGCGGCAAUUUGGGUCUCAGGGUCGUGGUCGCGGCAGGAGGAACCGCCGGACACAUUUCUCCGGCGAUGGCGAUCGGAGACGAGCUGAAAUCAGCCGAUCCACCUACUCGGAUCCUCUUCGUCGGUUGCCCCAACAGCAUGGAGAGCACGACGGUUCCCGCCGCCGGAUUCGACUUCGCCGCCAUAUCCGCCGGGAAAUUAUCCCGACCCUUUCUCUACCUAACCAACCUCUUCGGCCUCCCUCUCAAUCUGCUCCGAUCGGCGCGUGAAUCGUACGCGAUCCUCCGCGAUUUCGAGCCCCAGAUCGUUGUCGGAACCGGAGGGCACGUCUCGUUCCCGACAUGUUUAGCCGCCGUGGUUCUGGGGAUCAAGCUCGUGAUCCAGGAACAGAACUCAGUGCCCGGAAUCGCCAACUGGGUACUUUCGUUCUUCGCCGACAAGAUCUUCACGGCCUUCAACAGUGCCGUCAACAGCUUCCCGAAGAGAUCGGCGGCGAAGUGCGUCGUCUGCGGAAAUCCGAUACGGCAGGCUCUUCGGCGUUACAUCUCGAAAGCGGCGGCGCGCGUAAAUUACUUCGGACAGUGGGCCGGAGCUAUGGCGGAGGCUAAGGUCGUGCUCGUGCUCAGUGGCUCGUUAGGGGCUAAUUCCGUCAACAUUGCUCUGUUGAAUUGUUACUCGCAGGUGUUGUCGGAGCAUGAGAACUGGUUCUUCAUCUGGCAAACAGGGGUUGAAGCUUUUGACGAAAUGGAUAGCCUUGUCAGAAGCCAUCCCCGCCUGUUUCUUGCCCCGUUUUUGAAAUCUAUCGACAUGGCGUAUGCUGCUUCAGAUCUGGUUGUGUCGAGGGCUGGUGCCAUGACAUGCUCUGAGAUCUUGGCUUUAGGCAAACCUUCUAUUCUGAUACCGUCACCAAAAAACGAAGAAGGGCACCAGCUGAGAAAUGCCUCGUUAAUGGCGGAUAUAGUAGGGGCAAAGGUAAUAUCAGAGGAGGAGCUAGAUUCAAUCGCCCUUCGAACUGCCAUGGAAGAGGUUCUAGGGGACGAGGAACGGAUGGCGGAAAUGAGCGAGAGAGCGCUCAAAGCUGCGAAACCCGACGCUGCUUCAGUUAUCGCUCAACACAUACUAUCUCUGGUGAAAUCUUGAAAGAUAAGCAAUGAAGAAGGUUGGAGAUGUUGUCCCAACCGAUGUUCCAUUGUCUCUUGUCAGAAGGAACUGCAAAAUUGAGCUCAAACAUCUCCUUUGAGAUGUUGUUCCCUCCUUCACAGAACCCGACAAGCUUCGCAACUAUGGCUGCACUCUCUUCUACGUGUCUCGUGUCAUAAGGGUCUGUCCAUAG